AUGACGACCGUAAGUUACGCGGACGACGAGGCGGGAGACCGGGGCUGGUCGGCCGAGGGAUCCUUCGAGGACCAGGUAUGGCUGAGGGCCGUCUACGGUGUCAUAGCCGUGCUGGGCAUCACCGGCAACGCCUUGGUCAUGUUCACGGUGGCCCGGGUACCCUCGCUACGCUCCUUGACCAACAUGUUCAUCGUGAGCUUGGCCGUCUGCGAUCUCAUCACCUCGGUGUUUCUUAUCCCGCUUCAUCUCGGUUUUGAAAUUCCGGUACCAGAGGGUGCGGCGGGAGAUGUGAUGUGCCGUCUUCUGCUGUCCAAGUACCCCCUCUGGACCAGCUUCGUGGCCUCAGUGCUCACCCUGACCUGCGUCACCUUAGAGAGAUACUCCAGCAUCGUGCAUCCCUUUCGCUACGAGAUCAUGAGUAAUUUGCAUAAGAGCGCUAUGACUAUGCGCCAAUCAACGUCGGACGGCAGAGAGAACCAGCUGUCUCGGGAUCUCCUUCGCGCGCGCAAGAAAGUCGUCAAGAUGCUGCUUACAGUCGUUGUGACUUUUGCCGUUUGCUGGGCGCCAAACCAGUUCAUGUUCUUCGCCUACAUGUGCGGCUGGAACCUGGACUUCUCAGGCUGGUAUUACCACGCCAGCGUACUGAUCGCUUUCUGCAAUUCGUGCAUGAACCCGUUCAUUUACGGGUUUCAAAGCAAGCAGCACCGCAAAGCGCUGCGCCAGGCGAUCGGCUGUAAGAGGGCGUGCUGCAGUAACGUCGUUGGUACCCGCCCGUCCGAGGGAGCCAGUAACCUGAGUUUCGUUGGUACGGCUGACGUCAGAGAAUACUAUGCGGACGAGAACGCCGUAACGAAUCCCCCAAUGGUAAGGAAAAAUACGGAAAGCACCAGCUUGUGUACCGGACGCAUCCAAGAGUUCACCGUUGAUCCAACAGCGAGUAACAAGUAG
This is a messenger RNA of Patiria miniata (bat star), 948 nucleotides long. RefSeq names its product allatostatin-A receptor-like. NCBI's taxonomy places the organism in Eukaryota, Metazoa, Echinodermata, Asteroidea, Valvatida, Asterinidae. Gene Ontology annotation, cellular component: membrane. The record is from RefSeq and is a predicted model, not a curated record. Gene Ontology annotation, molecular function: G protein-coupled receptor activity. The transcript is spliced from 3 exons. Gene Ontology annotation, biological process: G protein-coupled receptor signaling pathway. Bases 1 to 948 code for a protein of 315 amino acids.